Dovyalis caffra is the source of this 1119-nucleotide messenger RNA. NCBI's taxonomy places the organism in Eukaryota, Viridiplantae, Streptophyta, Magnoliopsida, Malpighiales, Salicaceae. The record is from the annotation of a GenBank genome assembly.
AUGAAGAGUGGAGCUGAUAUGUUCUGUUGUGGAGAUAAAGAGGAGGAACCCAAUGGCCCGCCUGCUAAUCAAUACACAGCCCCGCCAAGGGGAGGGAAUCCAUAUAGUGGUGGUGGCAGCGGAAGAGGAGAGCCGAGAAGCGCCAAUCAGGCGAGAAGUGGAGCUCCACAGAAGGUCUUGCCCAUUGAAAUUCCAUCAAUACCACUGGAUGAGUUAAAUAGGAUGACAGGAAACUUUGGUACAAAGGCUUUGAUUGGAGAAGGUUCUUACGGCCGAGUUUUCUAUGCCAAGUUAAGAGAUGGCAUGCCUGCUGCAAUUAAGAAGCUAGACACCAGCAGUUCAGAGGAACCAGAUUCUGAUUUUGCAGCACAGUUGUCAGUAGUUUCAAGACUUAAGCAUGAGCACUUUGUGGAGUUGAUGGGGUAUUGUUUGGAGGCAAACAACCGAAUCUUGGUUUAUCAGUUUGCAGUAAUGGGUUCUUUACAUGAUGUAUUACACGGGAGGAAAGGUGUACAAGGGGCUGAACCAGGUCCAGUUCUGACUUGGAACCAGAGAGUUAAAAUUGCAUACGGUGCAGCGAAAGGCCUUGAGUAUCUGCACGAAAAGGUUCAGCCUCCUAUAGUUCAUCGCGAUGUUAGAUCAAGCAAUGUCCUACUGUUCGACGACUUCUUGUCCAAAAUUGCCGAUUUCAACUUGUCAAAUGCCAAUUCUGACACUGCUGCUCGCCUGCAUUCAACUAGGGUAUUGGGAACAUUUGGCUACCAUGCUCCAGAGUAUGCCAUGACCGGACAGAUAACUCAGAAAAGUGAUGUUUACAGUUUUGGAGUUGUUCUCCUAGAGUUGUUGACAGGAAGAAAGCCAGUAGACCAUACAAUGCCUAAAGGGCAACAGAGUCUUGUUACUUGGGCAACACCAAGAUUGAGUGAGGAUAAAGUGAAGCAAUGUGUCGAUCCCAAGCUAAACAAUGAUUACGCUCCAAAGGCAGUUGCCAAGUUAGCAGCCGUUGCAGCACUUUGUGUUCAAUAUGAAGCAGACUUUAGGCCAAACAUGACAAUUGUUGUCAAGGCUCUUCAGCCACUUCUGAACUCAAAACCAACAGGGCAAGACCCUCGAGCAUAA